AUGCCGCCCCUCAUCUGUCUCUACCGCCGAGAGCUCCAUGUCAAGCAGCCCAGCGACCACGCUUACUCUGCCACCACUGCUGAGCUUUCUGCCACUACAACGCAAACGGAAACUAUUUCUGAUGCUGUCUCGUCGUCUGAGACCUUAGCCGGUGGCACCACGACUACCCAAGCCGUUCAAGACACCACCACAGCAGCCAUCGAGACUACAUCGGCCACUGAGCCUUCUGAGACCACAACUGAAGCAACCUCUGUCUCCGAGGAUAUCUCAACUUCUGUGACUCUGAGCGACGACACCACGAUCUCACUUGCCAUCACUACGACUACUCACGCUAUCGAAGACACUACAACAAAUGCCCCAGCUACGACUACCACCACUGCGGCUGCUGUACCGGACGAGUGCACUGUGAACGCCGAUUGCGAAGCUCUCAACGGCGGGGCCAAUCCCAUCUGCGAUGCCGGCACUUGCGUUCCCGACGAUAGCCAGGGCGCUCCAUGCUCCGAUGACAGCGAAUGUACUAUCCCCGGUGAAAGCUGCUCGGACUCUGGUUUCUGUCACCCUGCUUCAGCCCAAGCCUGCCUUGACGCAACCGACUGUCUCUUGGAUGCCAACCCUAUUUGUGUUAUAGGGCUCUGCGAAUGCCCCCAAUCGACAUCUCAAUGCGCACCACGAUCUGAUUUGCAACUCUGUCAGUCAAACGCUGGGUGUUCAGCUGGCGCUAGUUGCCAGCAGGGUAUCUGCGUCGAUGAGGUUAGCUGCGGUAGUCCUUCUGAUUGCGACAGUAACUUGGAUCUGUGUGUUAUUCCUGGCGUUUGUGUCUGCCGUGGCGGUGUCUGUGCCCUUGGUGGUUAA
Messenger RNA from Fusarium subglutinans, 852 nucleotides. RefSeq lists its product as uncharacterized. NCBI's taxonomy places the organism in Eukaryota, Fungi, Ascomycota, Sordariomycetes, Hypocreales, Nectriaceae. The record is from RefSeq and is a predicted model, not a curated record. The transcript has a single exon. The coding region runs from base 1 to 852 and encodes 283 amino acids.